This is a messenger RNA of Osmerus eperlanus (European smelt), 839 nucleotides long. It is a transcript of the gene thoc7, whose product is annotated as THO complex 7. The transcript has 8 exons. Gene Ontology annotation, cellular component: THO complex part of transcription export complex. The record is from RefSeq and is a predicted model, not a curated record. Lineage: Eukaryota; Metazoa; Chordata; Actinopteri; Osmeriformes; Osmeridae. Bases 79 to 690 code for a protein of 203 amino acids. Gene Ontology annotation, biological process: mRNA export from nucleus; mRNA processing.
UUUGGGUGGGCAUUUCCGCUAAUACCAAUAAAGUUUUAUUAAAAGAAACAAAUCGUCUGUUUGCCACACGGUACGCAAAUGGGGGCUGUUACAGAUGAUGAAGUUAUCCGGAAACGUCUUCUCAUUGAUGGAGACGGAGCUGGAGAUGACCGGCGCAUCAAUGUACUCCUAAAGAGUUUCACGAAGUGGUGCAACUCAUCUGGGUCACCGGAGGAUGGAUUUACACAAUACCAGCGGAUGUUGAGCACAUUGGCACAGUGUGAAUUCUCAAUGGGUAAGACUUUGCUGGUUUAUGACAUGAACCUCCGAGAGAUGGAAAACUAUGAGAAAAUCUACACAGACAUAGAGGAAAAUAUCACAUCUGCGCAUGAAAAAAUAUCGGAGUGCAAAAAAGAAAUACUGAGAGCAAAGCGAAUACGAAAGAAUCGGCAAGAAUAUGAUGCUCUGGCAAAGGUUAUCCAGCAGCAUCCAGAUCGUCAUGAAACGCUGAAACAGUUGGAGGCCCUUGACAAAGAACUCCAGCAACUGUCCCACAUCAAAGAGAAUGUGGAGGACAAGUUGGAGUUGAGGAAGAAGCAGUUCCACGUUCUCCUCAGUACCAUCCAGGAACUGCAGCAAACACUAGAGAAUGACGAGAAAUCGGAGAACUAUGAUAUUCAGGAGUCAAGUCCCAUGGAGAACGGGGAUUGAAAGUGUUGUAAUCAUCAAUGUAAUGAAUGAGUCAUGUACUACUAGUAUGUCACUCUAUGGUUUUCAUUUGAAAGAUAUGAAACCGAAUUUUAUUGAGUUUCAAAUUUUUUAUAACAUGUAUUUUUGAUGAAUAAAGUUUGUCACUUGAA